Messenger RNA from Folsomia candida, 1365 nucleotides. RefSeq lists its product as uncharacterized. Lineage: Eukaryota; Metazoa; Arthropoda; Collembola; Entomobryomorpha; Isotomidae. The record is from RefSeq and is a predicted model, not a curated record. The coding region runs from base 1 to 1257 and encodes 418 amino acids. The transcript has 3 exons.
AUGCACAUUUGCGACAAAUUCAGUGAUCGCAUACAAAUUUUAAAGCUUUGCAUAGAGGGUGGAAAUUCGCUAAAACCUAUUUUUCAAGUUUUGAAAAAUUGUUGUCCCAAUUUGAAACAAUUGCGAAUUGAAGGUAAAUUUAUCCAAGCCAAGGAUCUGGAUCUAUUUUCACCCGGAGAGCUGCCAAAAAAACCGAACUUGACCCUGUUCUCCCUCACUUGUUGGAAUUUCUACCCGGAAAUCGAGUUUGUCACGGCCCUCGCCAAUUUCAUCCAGCUGGUCGUCAAGGCUUCACCAAACUUAAAGGUGGUCACCAUUCCGUGGGGGUUCUAUCCAAACUUGCCAAAAUCCAAGCAUCUCGAAUCCUUAACCAUUGCGCUGGAUAACGUCUACCCAAGUGACGUCGCGGACACCCAAAACGUUUCAAAACUGUUGGAAAUGUUGCGCCAAGUCGAUAACCAUCUCGUCAACCUGUGCUUCGGCACAGAUCAAAACCAAUAUAUGCUGGUACCCUCCGAAAACUACGAUUUCAAAAAGUUUAGAUUCCGCUUGUCGAGAAGGAUGCCGAAAUUACGAAAGUUUUCCAACCGUAUCGUCGAAAUGUUUCAGUGUGCCGACUUUUUGCAAAAUAUUGAAAUGAUGCCCUCCGUGGAAACUUUGCUGAUUGGCAGAGAACUGAAAGAGUUGCGAAGUGUGGAUGAAAUUUUGAGAGGAAUUUGCGACAAGAAAAUGAUCCUGGCAGGUGUACGGAAGUUGGAGCUUAUCGAGCUGUACGAUCCCAGACUGCUGGACGGAGUGGCAACCGCAUUUCCGAACGUGGAGGCGUUGGAGAUGAAUCGCUUGUGGGUGACGGACUUCGAAGCGGAAGUGACCAGAUUGGAGGUGGACGUCAUCCUGGAGGGGUGUCGGGGUUGGGGGAGGUUGAAACGUUUGAAGGUGACGCUGCCCAAGUAUCCCACGGAAAUGGGGGCCUUUAUCCAGGCGCUUUUACAAGGGAGGGAAUUGUUUCAACGUCUUGCAACUUUAGAAAUUAAUACGUACGAUGGAGAUUUUGGGACGUACGAGUUGUCCGAGGUUGAGAUGGAUAUGUUUAAACAACUCCUGCUCGAAAUGGAUGGAAUGGACAGGGUCACCAUUCAUAAAAUUUCUUUCGGUGAGGACCUCGUCGAAAAUAUAUUGACUUUCAUGGAGUCAAACAACCUGGAUGUGGGGAAAUUUAGGCUGUACGACGGAUCACCGUACCGUGUUGGGGAUUAGUUGACAAUAAACUUAAUUUUGGUCUAGACUAUUUAUCUAUGGUCAUCCCUUCCUUGUAAACAAACAAUUUAUAAAUUUUACAAAGUUUGUCUAGCAAUUAAUUAAUUA